Molecule: messenger RNA, 1611 nt
Organism: Antrostomus carolinensis (chuck-will's-widow)
Lineage: Eukaryota; Metazoa; Chordata; Aves; Caprimulgiformes; Caprimulgidae
Product: SEC61 translocon alpha 2 subunit
Biological process (GO): protein transport
Cellular component (GO): membrane
Source: RefSeq, a predicted model, not a curated record
UAAAAUUUUUAGAAGUUAUUAAGCCAUUCUGUGCAGUGUUACCCGAAAUCCAGAAACCAGAAAGAAAAAUCCAGUUCAGAGAGAAGGUGCUAUGGACGGCUAUCACGCUAUUCAUUUUCUUAGUAUGCUGCCAGAUACCUUUGUUUGGAAUCAUGUCAUCAGAUUCUGCAGAUCCGUUCUAUUGGAUGCGAGUCAUUCUUGCAUCAAACAGAGGUACUUUGAUGGAAUUGGGUAUCUCACCCAUUGUGACAUCCGGUUUGAUCAUGCAGCUGCUAGCUGGAGCAAAGAUCAUCGAAGUUGGUGACACUCCAAAAGACAGAGCCUUGUUCAAUGGGGCUCAGAAAUUAUUUGGGAUGAUUAUUACCAUUGGGCAAGCCAUUGUGUAUGUUAUGACCGGAAUGUUUGAAAUGGGUGCUGGAAUUUGUCUUCUUAUUAUAAUUCAGCUGUUUGUUGCUGGUUUGAUUGUGUUGCUGUUAGAUGAGUUGCUACAGAAAGGUUAUGGCUUGGGGUCUGGUAUUUCCCUGUUUAUUGCUACCAAUAUCUGUGAAACCAUUGUCUGGAAGGCUUUUAGUCCCACUACCAUCAACACUGGCAGAGGAACAGAGUUUGAGGGUGCUGUGAUUGCAUUAUUUCAUCUUCUGGCUACACGAACUGACAAAGUCCGGGCUUUGAGGGAAGCUUUUUACCGACAGAAUUUGCCCAAUCUCAUGAAUCUGAUUGCCACAGUAUUUGUAUUUGCUGUAGUCAUAUAUUUUCAGGGAUUUCGUGUUGAUUUACCUAUCAAGUCUGCACGGUACCGUGGGCAGUACAGCAGCUAUCCUAUCAAGCUCUUUUAUACCUCCAACAUUCCCAUCAUUCUGCAGUCUGCCUUGGUCUCGAACCUCUAUGUUAUUUCCCAGAUGUUGUCUGUUCGUUUCAGCGGCAACUUCUUGGUGAACUUGCUAGGACAGUGGGCAGACGUCAGUGGCGGUGGACCUGCUCGCUCUUACCCUGUUGGUGGCCUGUGCUACUACUUGUCCCCUCCAGAAUCCAUGGGUGCAAUAUUUGAGGAUCCUGUCCAUGUCAUAGUUUAUAUCAUAUUUAUGUUGGGAUCCUGUGCUUUCUUCUCAAAGACUUGGAUUGAGGUCUCCGGCUCAUCAGCAAAAGAUGUUGCCAAGCAACUCAAAGAACAGCAAAUGGUGAUGAGAGGCCACAGGGAUACUUCAAUGGUUCAUGAGCUUAACAGGUAUAUCCCUACAGCAGCUGCAUUUGGUGGCUUGUGCAUUGGUGCCCUCUCGGUGUUGGCUGACUUUCUAGGAGCCAUUGGGUCCGGCACUGGCAUUCUGCUUGCGGUCACUAUUAUUUAUCAGUAUUUUGAAAUAUUUGUAAAAGAACAGGCUGAAGUUGGAGGAGUAGGUGCAUUAUUUUUUUAGAUGUCCACAUAUUUCAUGGUUUGUGUGAAAGGGAAAGUAUUUUGACAACAUGUGUCACUUAGUCCACAAUAAUGCUAUUUUCUUUUUUACUUGUUUUCAAGUGCUACGUGUCCCAUUCCUGUAAUGGGCAUUGAGCGAUGCCUGUGUGCAGCAUUAGUACCAGCUGCCUUAAGAAUAAAGUUUACAUUGAUUUUGUUUA